This is a messenger RNA of Teleopsis dalmanni, 2227 nucleotides long. It is a transcript of the gene Traf4, whose product is annotated as TNF receptor-associated factor 4. Gene Ontology annotation, cellular component: plasma membrane signaling receptor complex. NCBI's taxonomy places the organism in Eukaryota, Metazoa, Arthropoda, Insecta, Diptera, Diopsidae. The record is from RefSeq and is a predicted model, not a curated record. The transcript is spliced from 2 exons. Gene Ontology annotation, molecular function: protein binding; zinc ion binding. The coding region runs from base 28 to 1191 and encodes 387 amino acids. Gene Ontology annotation, biological process: activation of NF-kappaB-inducing kinase activity; protein K63-linked ubiquitination; regulation of apoptotic process.
CCAGGACCUGAUCCAAAGCAAGCCAUAAUGGGUUCUUUGGUGUUUUGCAUUCAUCACAAACAGGGCUGCAAAUGGUCAGAUGAAUUAAGAAAAUUAAAGGCUCACUUAAACAUUUGCAAACAUGAUGCCACACAAUGUCCAAAUAAAUGUGGUGCCCAAAUACCACGGAUAAUGAUGACCGAUCACAUGCAAUACACAUGUAACAUGCGCCGCACCAAAUGCGAGUUCUGUCAAAGUGAAUUCUCUGGUGCUGGUCUUGACGAACAUGCCGGUACCUGCGGUCAGGAACCAAUAUAUUGCGAAUCAAAAUGUGGCCAACGUGUGCUACGUGGACGCAUGACAUUACAUAAAUCCAAGGAUUGUGCCAAACGUUUACGUCGUUGCAUACACUGUGCACGUGAAUUUUCUGCUGAUACACUUACCAUACAUGUGGCACAAUGUCCACGUGCACCAAUUGUUUGCCCACAACGUUGUGAUGUGGGUUCCAUUGCGCGUGGUGAUAUGGAAUCGCAUUUGCGUGACGAAUGCAAGGCUUUAGCAAUUUCAUGCACAUUUAAAGAAGCCGGUUGUCGUUUCAAAGGACCACGUCAUAUGUUGGAAACACAUUUGGAGGCAAAUGCUUCAGCACAUCUAUCACUUAUGGUCGCACUAUCAUCACGUCAAGGUCAACAAAUACAAAUGCUAAAAUCAGCUGUUUCGAAAUUAUCCAUUAAUUACACUGGUACUUUGCUAUGGAAAAUAACUGAUUGGUCGGCAAAAAUGGCUGAAGCACGCAGCAAGGAUGGGCUCGAAUUGGUAUCGCCACCAUUCUACACUUCACAAUACGGUUACAAGUUACAAGCUUCUAUGUUUUUGAAUGGCAAUGGACCUGGUGAGAAUACACAUGUCUCCGUAUACAUCAAAGUAUUGCCCGGUGAAUAUGAUGCAUUGCUUAAAUGGCCAUUCUCACAUUCCAUCACUUUUACGCUAUUCGAACAAGGUGCACAAAGCGGUCAAGGUGGUGUUGCUGAAUCUUUUGUGCCUGAUCCAACUUGGGAGAAUUUUCAACGACCAUCAAAUGAACCAGAUCAAUUGGGCUUCGGCUUUCCACGUUUUAUUUCGCACGAAUUGUUACAUCGACGUCCAUUCAUUAAGGACGACACAGUCUUUUUACGCGUGAAAGUAGAUCCGAGCAAAAUAGUUGCUGUUUAAAUUUUAUCCAUUAAAAUUCAAAUAUACAUAAUUAUUUUUAUUAGUUAGAUCUUAAAAAGCACAAAGUAUAAUAAGUUUAGAGUAUGCUAUAUCAAUAAUUAAGAAUAAGCAUAAUUAGUAUAUAUAUAUUACUCUGUUUAUGUAAAUACUGUGUAUUUAAAUUUAUGAGUAGAGAAAAGUGCGACACGUUUUUAUUAUGUAUAUAAAAAUCUAAAAGGACAUAUCCUUUUUGUCGACGGUUUAACAUAUAUUUUUAUAUAAUUUAUAAUAUAUAUUUUACGCUUAAUUAUGGUAGAAAUAUAGCUUCGCAAGAGUAGACCUAAGUUGCUACUUUUUAGCGUAAGUACGAGUACAUUUAACUUAAUAGCACAAAACCAAGGAAUUUUAAUAAGCAUUUAAUCACUUCAAUUACGAGCAUCAACAAGCGAAUAUCUAGGAAUAUUUUAAAUUAUUCAUUAUCAUUAUUCAUUAUCACUGACUUCUAGUGUGAGAUCCAUCCCGUUAACGUAAUGCUAAUAUAUAUUGAAUAUAACAUCAGCAUUCGAGCUCAGAAGCCAGAGAAAUGCUGAAAUCAAACCAAAGCUGCAAAAAAAAAGAAAAAUUUAAAAUAAAAAUCGAAGGACUUGCAGGACGAUUUGCUGUCCGUGUUGAGCAAGUUUGUUACUUAAGUCUUUUGUAUUUUUCCUUAUUUAUUAUUAUUAUUCAUAUUAAAUAAAUAUAAAUUAUUAUGUUUCGAAUAAAACUCUUUCAAAAGAUCUUCAAUUUGUCUAAAAUCUAAGUUUAAGUCAACUUUAUCAGUUUUAAUAUUUAAGCAUUAAUAUAUAAGUAUUUACGUCAGUUUUCUGUAUAUAUUAACUUUUUUUUCAACCUUUAUUUGUCUUAUUUACAUUAUGUACAACUUCAUACUUAUUAAUUUAAAACAAUAUCAUAAAGUCAUUAGUAAUUUAAGUACCUUUAAAUUAAUUUAUAUUGCUUUGUCUAUAUAAAAACAAGUAAUUAAAUGAAUUCUAACUAAAAUGUUAACAUGGCGACAAAC